This is a messenger RNA of Ciona intestinalis (vase tunicate), 2280 nucleotides long. Its product is annotated as phosphatidylserine synthase 2. The record is from RefSeq and is a predicted model, not a curated record. Gene Ontology annotation, biological process: phosphatidylserine biosynthetic process. Lineage: Eukaryota; Metazoa; Chordata; Ascidiacea; Phlebobranchia; Cionidae. Gene Ontology annotation, molecular function: L-serine-phosphatidylethanolamine phosphatidyltransferase activity.
CACCAUUUUGGUUUCGGUUUUACAGCCGAGCUAUUGUCUGCGUUAUGAGCUUAAUUUUGAUAGUUUUGGGUCGUUAUUAUAACUAAAAGAUGAAUAGGAAUCGAAAUAAUGCUUCUGCUCAAAGUCACCGAACAAAAUUACCGCCUUCGUCUAAAAUUCGAAGAUCUUCGGAAUCGAUAGUCUACGACGACGGCACGACAACGUAUUUUUGGAGAGCUCAUACAGUUUCUGUGCUGGUUAUCGGUAUCAUUUCUCUUGUCUACGUUGUUUUUAUUGAAGAACAGAGAGACGACUGGGAAUACAACACUAAAAGAGGUAUCAUUGCUGCUAUUUGUGUAUUUCUUGCGUUUGGUAUUACGCAAGCGAAAGAUGGUCCAUUUAUCAGACCCCACCCAGCUUUUUGGAGGCUUGUGCUAUGCAUGAGUGUGGUGUAUGAGCUUGGUCUCGUAGUCCUGCUGUUGCAGACGGUAUCAGAUGCAAGGUUCAUGCUCAAAUACAUUGACCCUACACUUAACGUACAGCUAGACUUUAAGGCUUAUGGCGGGGAAUGUACAAUAUGGGAUCCUAGCCACCCAAAAGGGGCUUUGCAUAACGUUGUAGAUAAAAUGGAUAUUUUUGUUUUCGGUCAUUUCUUUGGUUGGUUUUUCAAGGCUCUUAUUCUCAGAGAUUUUUGGUUAACAACCUUGCUGAGUUUUGCAUUCGAACUGCUGGAGUAUACCUUCGAACACCAAUUGCCAAACUUUUCUGAGUGCUGGUGGGACCACUGGGUUUUAGACUUUCUCCUGUGCAAUGGGUUGGGAAUCUUUUUAGGCUUGAAAUAUGUAAGAUACCUGUCAAUUAAAGAAUACAAGUGGCAUGGUCUUUGGAACAUACCAUCAUAUAAAGGCAAAAUGAGAAGAGUAGUAAACCAGUUCAGCCCUUACAGUUGGGUUCAGUUUAAAUGGAGACCGACAGAAAACUUAUUUCGUUGGAUUUUCGUCUCUCUUGUCGCGUUUAUGUUUCUCUUGGCAGAGUUAAACACAUUUUAUUUGAAGUUUGUGUUAUGGGUGCCCCCUGAUAACCCAAUGGUCACUUUCAGAUUGAUUCUUUAUCUGUUUUGGGGAGCAGUUGCUAUCAGAGAAAGUUAUGAUUAUGCUGGUGGGGUAGCUAAAAAAAUUGGCCAGCAAGCAUGGAUAAUAUCUGCUAUUGUGAUCACUGAGUUCAUGAUUGUUGUUAAGUUUGGUCCCGAUGUUUUAUCCAUUCCAUUUCCUUCUUAUAUAAAGUGGUUCUGGAUAUCUGUUUUUAUCAUUUAUAUUGGAUUCUCAGUCUGGAAAUUCCAAAUGAAAUUUCCGAGAAUUAAACUCUGGUCGAAAACUGUGCUAAACAACAUUAAUCAAAACGGAAAUGGAGUUUUCUUGGAUAGCCAGAGUGAUUAUAGUGAAAGUGACGGCAAUGCAAGCAGUGCAACCUCAUUAUAUGAAGCUGACAAUGAGCCUGUAACAAGGAGGCGUCUACAUAAAUAGAUAAUAGGCUCCUAGAUUGAAAAGUUUUGUUUUUUGCUCUUAUAUGUUUGCGGAUUUUCCUCCAAAAAACUACUUCAGUUUUGGGGGAAAGCUCAAAUUUUUUGUUGAAGUUUGGAACAUCUUUCCAAUCUUGGUUACCUCCACUCAAGACCUGUAACAUGAGAUUACUGCAGUAUUGUUCCAAUUUGUAUCUUCAAUUAAAAGUGUCUUGUGUUAGUUUUACUCAGAUUAUUGCUGUGUUCAGUUAACUGUCAACAAAAGUGAAUUACUUAAACUUGCUCUCCAAAGGUGCUAGUGUUGUUAAACGUUAAAAUAUCUCAAUUUUUACACAAAAUUCGUAUACCCUUCUCAAAUGUAUUAUAAUUUAACAAUUUGAAAACAUUGGUAAAAAAGUUCAAAUUUGUCAUGUCAUUGUUGAUUGUGUUCAAUAUUUACUCUCAUAUCUUCAAAAGCUGCUUCCUGCACACAACUUAACUGCUCACAUAUUUGUUGUUGUUCAUGUAUUAUCGCCCAACGCCCUUAUACACAUGAUAUAUUAAUAUCAGUUUGCAAUAAGACUGUAUUUGAGUUAACUUUGCAAGGAUAGUUUUUAUGUAAUUUUUGCCAAUGUAACACAAUUUGUUUCUUUACAUUUUCUCAUCUGCCGUUCAAUUUCUUUAACAAUUUUUCUAAUUGUUGCUGUUUUUUGGGCUUACUUUGUCACUUACUGCUGUUGAUACAUAUGCAAGUUUGUUGUGCUUAUGUUGCUGAAGAAAAAUUAAACCUAAUACCCAGUUUA